CGAUCACCCGCGGAGUCGCGGGGUCACAGGGUCUCGCUGGUCUGGGACGCGGAGAGUCUGACGGCUGCAGGACCGAGUAGUCCAUCUAGUGGAUUUCAAGUUUAACAAAUUUAAGAGAGAAAGUGAGACAGAGUCAGAGAGAGAAUGGGAGAACCAGCAUGUCCUAAGGCACAUGGCUAAGGCUUGGGCACCAUCCGACUCUCACAGAAUUCUACAGUUUUUUUCAUGAUGGUUUCUAGAUGGACUUGAGUCUUGGCUGCUGGAGACUCCUGGUGCAGGGAAAUGGCGAUCAGUCUAAACUUCAGAAAGCAGAGUUUUCAGUUGUUAAAAAGGAGAAUUUUUUUGCUUUUGAAACUUCUAGCUCUUGUCUUCACGGUGGUUCUAUUUUGUGAAUUUUUAAUCUAUUACAUAGUGAUUUUUCGGUGUGAUUGGCCAAAGUUGAAAACUCCAGUCAAUGAUGGGCAGCACGAGAGACCAGAGCCAGUGCUGAAAGCUAUGUUCCUGGCUGAUACCCACUUGCUUGGACAAAUUAAAGGCCACUGGUUCGACAAAUUACGAAGGGAAUGGCAAAUGGAGCGAGCCUUCCAGACCGCUUUGUGGUUGUUGCAGCCGGAAGUUGUCUUCAUUCUGGGAGACAUUUUUGAUGAGGGGAAGUGGAGCUCUUUUCAGGCCUGGCAGGAUGAUGUGGAGCGAUUUCAGAAAAUGUUCAGACACCCAGGCCAGGUGCAGCUGAAAGUGGUCGUUGGCAAUCAUGACAUUGGCUUCCACUAUGAGAUGAGCAGAUACAAAAUAGACCGCUUUGAGAAAGUCUUCAAGCCUGAAAGGCUGUUUUCCUGGAAAGGAAUUAACUUUGUGAUGGUCAACAGUGUUGCCAUGGAAGGAGACGGAUGUGAAAUUUGCUCUGAAGCAGAAACUGAACUCAUUGAAAUCUCCCGCAGACUGAACUGCUCCCGAGAGGAACACGGUUCCUACCAGUGUAGACACAGGCAGCGGCUGCCAGCCUCAGCCCCAAUCCUUCUGCAGCAUUUCCCGCUGUAUCGGAGAAGCGAUGCGAACUGUUCUGGCGAGGACGCAGCCCCUCCUGGGGAGAGGGACCUGCCUUUCAAGGAGAGAUACGAUGCGCUUUCCAGGGAGGCUUCCCAGAAGCUGCUGUGGUGGCUGCGGCCACGGCUGGUGCUGAGCGGCCACACACACCACGGCUGCCAGGUGUUCCAUGGGGCAGGCCUCCCAGAGCUCAGCGUGCCAUCCUUCAGUUGGCGGAACAGAAACAACCCGAGUUUUGUCAUGGGCAGCCUGACGCCCAGAGACUAUGCCCUCGCCAAGUGCUACCUCCCCACAGAGACCACGGUGCUCGCCACGUACGCUGGGACAGCGGGGCUGCUUGUGAUCCUUGUAUUGCUUCACUUGAAGUGUCUACCCUCACCGUUUCAUUUUGGUUGGAGCCUACUCUGGAAAUAUAAGACAAAGUGAGGAGCCAGAGACCUCUGCAUUGAGUCCUAAAUCACAAAGCCAAGGACAUGGAACUUCGGGCAGUGCUCAGGUGAGAUGACACCAAAAUAGGCUACCUUGAUGUACAUCGCAGGAGUCCUGAGUCACCGGUGUGACUCACAGGAGGGUACCUAGUUGAUUCUACUGUUCUCAUGCUAUAAAAAUGGGACACGUACUCUACAACAAGUCUGUUUUCUCAUUUUAUCAAAUAUAUGUAUAAUCAAAGGUUGUAUCUGUACAGUAUUUAAAAGCUAUUAAUGUCAUCAUUUGCAUGCACUAGAGAAUCUCUCCUUCUCCAAGAUGGAGCCUGCAGCCCUGGGACACAAUCGGGAUUAUGUGAGCAUAGACAGUGGAUUUGCUUUGUCCAUAACGUGGUUCUCAAAUUCCUUUCUGUUUUAAUUCUGUACACUUAAAAGUAUGGAUACUACCAGAAAGAAUAUAUUGGUUUUGCAGAUGUUUGUACUUCAGUGCUACAUGAGGAAUCCAGAUUUUAAGAUACUAUUUUUCUCUCCAGAGGACCAAGUUUUAAAAUCUGGAUUUCAUACUUGCUUGUGAUCAAGAGAAACUUGAAAUAUGAACCAGGAUAUUGUUUUUGAUAUUUAAACAUGUGGAUAAUUAGAAGCCUGACCUGAUAAAAUCGGGGUGUGUGUGUGUGUGUGUGUGUGUGUGAGAGAGAGAGAGAGAGAGAGAGAGAGAGAGAGAGAGAGAGAAAGACAUCUGGCCCUGUAGCUUUUGUUUGCUUGUUUGUUUUGGGAUCAAACUCAAUGAUGCUCAGCAAUCACUCCUGGCGGUGCUGGGGGACUAUAUGGGAUGCUUGGGAUUGAACCCCGGUUGGCUAUGAGCAAGGCAAGCACCCUACCUGCUGUACUACUGCUCUGGGCCCUGGCAAUGUAGCUUUUAAAUAGGAAGUUAGAGGAAAAUUGUUGAGAAGGAAAGCAUAGACUGUACAGUUAACUUCAAUUUUGUGUGUGUGUGGGUGCAUAUCUUUAGAUUUCAUGUUUUACUUUGAAGAUACAAUGUGAAAUGAAAACAGUCUCCACUGUAUAUAUUUUAAGUUCAAAUGAGUUUUAUGAAAUGGGAACUUGGUAACAAUGAAAUAAAGUGUGUUUCUGCUAUU
Molecule: messenger RNA, 2605 nt
Organism: Sorex fumeus (smoky shrew)
Lineage: Eukaryota; Metazoa; Chordata; Mammalia; Eulipotyphla; Soricidae
Gene: MPPE1
Product: metallophosphoesterase 1
Exons: 11
Coding region: 283-1470 (395 amino acids)
Biological process (GO): GPI anchor biosynthetic process; endoplasmic reticulum to Golgi vesicle-mediated transport
Cellular component (GO): endoplasmic reticulum-Golgi intermediate compartment
Molecular function (GO): phosphoric diester hydrolase activity
Source: RefSeq, a predicted model, not a curated record